Messenger RNA from Lathyrus sativus (Indian pea), 747 nucleotides. The record is from the annotation of a GenBank genome assembly. Lineage: Eukaryota; Viridiplantae; Streptophyta; Magnoliopsida; Fabales; Fabaceae.
AUGAGGCCGAUUUUCGCUGGGAACUUGGAGUACGAUACUCGUCAAGCGGACCUUGAACGCUUGUUCUCAAAGUACGGCAGGAUUGAACGCGUUGACAUGAAAUCUGGAUUUGCUUUUGUAUACUAUGAAGAUGAGCGUGACGCUGAAGAAGCAAUUCGUGCUCUUGACAACAUUCCAUUUGGUUAUGAUAAGCGACGACUAUCUGUGGAGUGGGCUAGGGGUGAACGUGGGCGUCAUCGUGAUGGCUCAAAGGCAAACCAGAAGCCCACAAAAACUCUAUUUGUCAUAAACUUUGACCCGAUUCGCACUAGAGUUAGUGAUAUAGAGAGACACUUUAAGCCUUAUGGACAGCUUCAUCAUGUUCGAAUUCGCCGCAACUUUGCAUUUGUGCAAUAUGAAACACAAGAAGAUGCCACUAAAGCCUUAGAGUGUACAAAUAUGAGUAAGAUUCUGGACAGGGUGGUCUCUGUGGAGUAUGCUCUGAGGGAUGAUAGCGAGAGGGUUGACAAUUAUAGCAGUCCCAGAAGAGGAGGAGGUCUUGCUAGAUCUCCCAGUCCAGCCUAUCGCAGGCGACCAAGUCCUGACUAUGGCCGUCCACGUAGUCCUGUGUACGACAGGUAUAGUGGACCAGACAGGCGGAGGAGUCCUGAUUAUGGCAGGAACAGGAGUCCUGAAUAUGGCAGGAACAGGAGUCCUGAAUAUGGCAGAUACCGCAGUCGUUCACCAGUACGAAGGUCGAGAACUUAA